AAAAUCAUUUUUCAUACGUCUACAAGUCUUUUACAGUCAGUCGCGCUUGUCUACGUAGCUUAGCCCGUGUGUGUGUUGCAGCACAGCUAUGAACACGGUUAUUUCUAGAGCCAACGCAAUAUUCGCAUUUACGUUAAGCGUAUUAACAGCGCUAACCUUUUGCUGUUUCCUGUCCACGGCAUUCCACAGAUACCAGUCAGAAGUUGAGCUGCAAACCAUCAAAGCUGUCGUGAAGAAUGUCCAGGAUUUCAGUACUGCUAGAGGGAAGAAUGACCUGGGUUUUGUAACGUUCGACCUUAAAGCCAAUCUUAGCGAGCUGUUUAACUGGAACGUCAAACAGCUGUUUCUAUACUUAACCGCCGAGUACGAGACGGAGAGCAACGCACUUAAUCAGGUUGUCUUAUGGGACAAAAUCAUCAGGCGGGGAGAUAAUGCUCUUUUGGACUACAAGAACCUCAAUACAAAGUACUACUUCUGGGAUGAUGGCCAUGGACUGAAGGGCAACAAGAAUGUGACCCUCACGCUGUCCUGGAACAUAAUCCCCAAUGCAGGCAGCCUGCCCAACAUCCUGGGCACAGGCAUGCACUCAUUCUCCUUCCCCGUGGAGUACACCACCUCAAGGGUGUAGGGUGGCUGUAAAUAAUACCAGGGCUGGGCAAAUAAAUGUUGUUUUUUCUAUCGACUGGUCUCCAGAGCACUUUAGGGAGCUGCACUGUGCAUUGAUAGCGUCACAGUGUCGAGAAUAUGAUAAUCAUCAGAGGAUGUCAUCUUUUAUGCAGACUUUCCAGCACUAUCACUUCUACUCAUGCAAACUCUUGAAUAAACUGGAGUAUUCACA
Molecule: messenger RNA, 838 nt
Organism: Rhipicephalus microplus (southern cattle tick)
Lineage: Eukaryota; Metazoa; Arthropoda; Arachnida; Ixodida; Ixodidae
Gene: Spase22-23
Product: Signal peptidase complex subunit Spase22-23
Biological process (GO): protein targeting to ER
Cellular component (GO): membrane; signal peptidase complex
Source: RefSeq, a predicted model, not a curated record